Molecule: messenger RNA, 1722 nt
Organism: Saccharomyces mikatae IFO 1815
Lineage: Eukaryota; Fungi; Ascomycota; Saccharomycetes; Saccharomycetales; Saccharomycetaceae
Gene: GAL2
Product: galactose permease GAL2
Exons: 1
Coding region: 1-1722 (573 amino acids)
Biological process (GO): carbohydrate transport; transmembrane transport
Cellular component (GO): plasma membrane
Molecular function (GO): carbohydrate:proton symporter activity
Source: RefSeq, a predicted model, not a curated record
AUGGCUUUUGAAGAGAACAAUAAGCCUGUUGCUUCAGAGCAACCCCAAGCUGCUGAAGAUUUAGUGUCUUCAUUCAGUAAAGAUUCACACUUAAGUGCACAAUCUCAAAAAUAUUCCAAUGAUGAAUUGAAAGCUGGCGAGGCAAACCCUGAAGGGUCUGAAAGUGUGCCCAUGGAGAUACCCAAGAAGCCUAUGUCUGAGUAUGUAACUGUUUCUCUGCUAUGCUUGUGUGUCGCCUUCGGCGGCUUCAUGUUUGGCUGGGAUACCGGCACCAUAUCUGGUUUUGUUGCUCAAACAGACUUCUUGAGAAGAUUUGGUAUGAAACACAAGGAUGGAACCCAUUAUUUGUCAAAUGUCAGAACUGGUUUAAUUGUCGCCAUUUUCAACAUUGGUUGUGCCUUUGGUGGUAUUAUUCUUUCCAAAGCUGGCGAUAUGUAUGGCCGUAAAAAGGGUCUUUCAAUUGUUGUUUCCGUUUAUAUAGUCGGAAUUAUCAUUCAAAUUGCCUCCAUCAACAAAUGGUACCAAUAUUUUAUCGGAAGAAUUAUCUCUGGUCUAGGUGUCGGUGGUAUUGCCGUCUUAUCUCCUAUGUUGAUCUCUGAAAUUGCCCCAAAACAUUUGAGAGGUACACUAGUUUCCUGUUACCAGCUGAUGAUUACUGCAGGUAUUUUCCUAGGCUAUUGUACUAACUAUGGUACAAAGAACUAUUCGAACUCAGUCCAAUGGAGAGUACCAUUGGGGCUAUGUUUCGCUUGGUCAUUAUUCAUGAUUGGCGCUUUAACGCUGGUCCCUGAAUCCCCACGUUACUUAUGUGAAAUGAAUAGGGUCGAAGAUGCAAAGCAUUCUAUUGCCAAGUCUAACAAAGUGUCACCAGAAGAUCCAGCUGUUCAAGCCGAGUUGGAUCUGAUCAUGGCGGGUGUAGAAGCUGAAAAACUGGCUGGCAAUGCGUCAUGGGGUGAAUUAUUUUCUACAAAGACCAAAGUCUUCCAACGUUUGUUAAUGGGUGUACUUGUCCAAAUGUUCCAACAAUUGACUGGUAAUAACUACUUCUUCUACUACGGUACCAUUGUCUUCAAGUCAGUUGGUCUUAAUGAUUCAUUUCAAACUUCCAUUGUCAUUGGUGUGGUCAACUUUGCUUCCACUUUCUUCAGUUUGUGGACUGUUGAGAACUUGGGUCGUCGUAAGUGUUUGCUUUUAGGCGCCGCCACCAUGAUGGCCUGUAUGGUUAUCUUCGCUUCUGUUGGUGUAACCAGAUUAUAUCCUCAUGGUAAGAGCCAACCUUCUUCCAAGGGCGCUGGUAACUGUAUGAUUGUCUUCACCUGUUUUUAUAUUUUCUGUUAUGCCACGACUUGGGCACCAGUUGCCUGGGUUAUUACUGCAGAAUCAUUCCCCUUGAGAGUCAAGUCGAAAUGUAUGGCCAUGGCCUCAGCUUCCAAUUGGGUAUGGGGCUUCUUGAUUGCAUUCUUCACUCCAUUUAUCACCUCUGCCAUUAAUUUCUACUACGGUUAUGUCUUUAUGGGCUGUUUAGUUGCUAUGUUCUUUUAUGUUUUUUUCUUUGUUCCAGAAACCAAGGGCCUGUCGUUGGAGGAAAUACAAGAGUUAUGGGAAGAAGGUGUUCUCCCAUGGAAAUCCGAAGGCUGGAUCCCCUCCUCUAGAAGAGGUAAUGAUUAUAAUUUGGAAGAUUUACAACAUGACAACAAACCAUGGUACAAAGCCAUGCUAUAA